AUGUUCUCAUGGAGCCUGAUUUUUCUGGGCUCAACGUUGCUUUGGUGCAUCCACGCAGCGAUUCAUUCUUUGCACAUCUCAGAUGGGUCUCGAGACCAGGUCAUCUCACGCUUGGCAGAUGCACAAGCACGAUGUCCACGCUACAGAGUCCUCGACGUGGGCGCUGCAAUGAAUCCUUGGACACUGGGAGUGGUAACUGCUGUAGCAGAUCGAACCCCAAAUGUUGUGGACGAUUGCUUUGAGCAAGCUUGGUUUUCAGCCAAUGUCGCACGCUUUUGCUGCCGUUCGGGACCACGGACCACUUUGAAGGCUGAUGAGCAAAACAUAAGCUGUUUCACUCCUGACUAUGGAUAUGAACGGUGUUGUCGCAAUGGUGAACCGCAAAAACUCCUUCGCUUUGACUUGGAUGUGAACAAAGAGUCUGCAUGGGAGCCAUUGCUCCAGCACGUGAACAGUGCGGGGAAGUUCGAGUUUGCCGUUGCGUCUCACAUCAUUGAAGAUGUGAUGAAUCCCGAGAUCUUGCUUCAGAUGCUUCCACGAGUGGCCAAACGAGGCUUCGUGUCGAUGCCAUCGAAAUUUACCGAGUUGAAGAGAGGAGUGGAAGGCUACGGGCCUCACCGUGGGCAUAUUCAUCAUCGCUGGAUUGGCACCAUCCAGUCGGGUCGUUUGCUGUUGCUUCCAAAGUUAUCAUUUUUGGAAACGGUGGAAGGAUCGGUCGAACUGGUUGGAAAUGCCCUGACAGCCGACUCCAUCGACAUGAGCUUUGAGUGGGAAGAUGAUCUUCCCUUCUCCAUCCUCAACGAGGGCUUUGUCGGCCCGACACCAAUUCAUGUGAUCCAGAUGUACUUGGAGGUGUUUCGCACGUCGGAUGAUGUUGAUGAGGCUUAUAUUGCUCGGCAGCCUAUGCUCGACCUGUCUCCCUUACCUUGUGAAGCCAGGCCUAAGCCGAAGCAGAAGGACGCGCCUCCGCAGGAAGAGUCCGGCGUUUUGACCAGCGUGCAGUUCUGCUCCCUCAGCAGCUUUGAAGGACUUUCCAAGCAAUUGGCCGCACAGUUGGGCGCCACCGGGGAGCCCUGCUUUCAUCGCGAACUGCAGGAAGUACGGCAGCGAUGCCUGAUUGCGAUGAAGGCGGUUGAAGCAGCUAUGAUGAUCUAUCACACCUGCGCAGCUGAGCCGGUUGAGGGCUCUUCGCGCAUGGAAAGCUGCAAGGAGGCAGCGAACCUCAAACAACAAAACUCCUCUGCAAUACUGGCAGCAUGCAUGCAGGAAGAGGGUCCAGAAGCUGACGCUGUGAUGCAAAGCGUCUUUGCAGCGGCAGGGGCACAAGCUCGAAGCCUCCAGCCAGAGGCAUUGAAGCACAGGGCCAAGAACUUGCGAUGUGCCCGCGCUGCAUCAUUGGUCAGGCCUGAGGAGAACCAUAUUCCCAUGGACGUGCCGUUGGAGUGUCUUUCUCAUCCAUUCAAGGUGAGCUUCUACAAUGAUUUGGCCCGGCACUUUGCGGAGUUGCCUUGGAUCAGUCUGAGGCAUCCUUUCUUGCCAUACUACGACAAGUCGAUCUUUGUGGAAUUUGCACAAUCUGUUCCAACCUGGGUAGCAUGGCUGUUUGAGCUGUGGUACUUCUACGACCACAUUUUCUUGCCAAUGUUUCGUGAACAACACGCUUGGGGUGCCCAACUGGCUCCGCUCUUUCGCUUGCCACCCUGGGCAGUGCCUCGUGGCAUCGACCGGCGGCAGUUGGUCCUGGAGCACUUGGUGGAAAUGCUUGCAGAGAGCAGGACUGCCACCAAGUCCAAGCGGGUCGCAAUGGCAGAGGUGGGUGUCUUUAUGGGCGACACCUCCGCUGCGCUCCUCACCAAACGUUUGCCCUUGGAAACGGUGCAUUUGGUGGACCCCUGGGACAGCAACGAUGUCUUCAAGGCCACGGUCAUCGAAAAGCGGGGCGAGUUGACGAGCGCGGAGGCGACCUUGAAGGAUUUCCGAGCGGUGACUUCAACUAGGGAGACCCUGAGGCUGUCACGCCCUACAAAGAAAACCAACCGAAGCCAGCCAGGGUGA
This is a messenger RNA of Durusdinium trenchii, 2055 nucleotides long. NCBI's taxonomy places the organism in Eukaryota, Dinophyceae, Suessiales, Symbiodiniaceae. The record is from the annotation of a GenBank genome assembly.